GCGCUGUUACCAUGGAGAUUGUAACCAAAACACGCUAAUACAAACAACGUGUCUGCGCGCUAACUUUAGCGACAACGCGUCUUUUGACGGCGGUUUUUAAUGUUUGAUAAAUGAAAUAAGGUUAUCUGUUUUCUAGGUUGAUCGUGUGCUGAGAUGGACUCGCAGUAUGUGAGCGGGACUCUGGGGCUCUGUCUCUCUCAGGGUCUCGCGGAGCUGAUCGAGCACAGACCGCAGGAUCCCAUCGAGUCCCUGGCGCUCUGGAUCCUCAAAUACAAGCAGAACCAGGAGCUCCAGGAACAGAAAUCAUCUCAGAAGAGAGAGUUAGAGGAGGAGCAGCGGCGUCUUCAUGCUGAAGCUGUGCAUCAGAAACUCCUGCAGGACGAGGAGACACAGCUCCAGCAGCACACACAACCAGCAGACAAGAGCAAGCUCAGUCCUCCAGAUCAGACAGACGCUGCACAAGAUCCUGAAGAUCAGACCGAGUCCGAGACCGUGAAAGAGCUCGCAGAAGAUCAGGAGGACUCCGGCGAAGCUGUCGCAGGUGAGGAGCAACCCUCUGAGACCCUGAACACACACCAAUCACAGUCUCAGGACACGCAGAAGGAAAACCAUAAAGCAGACGUCCCGUCCGAAGAGAACGAGCCUGAACCAGAGACGACAGAAGAAGACUCCGAUGAGAGACGGACAGAAACCGAGGACAAAGAAUCAGAGCGAGCAGAGACUGAAGACGCGUCAGACGCAGCCGAGAGACAGCAGGAGGAAGAGGAUGGAGCCUAAACGCCAACAUGAUGUGUGCUUCACAUUCUUCUGUUCUACUAGUCACUUAAAUCUCAUGCAUACUGAUAUUAAAUUAUAUUCAUGUUUACUGAA
Messenger RNA from Carassius auratus (goldfish), 870 nucleotides. RefSeq names its product DPY30 domain-containing protein 1-like. The transcript has 8 exons. The coding region runs from base 154 to 777 and encodes 207 amino acids. The record is from RefSeq and is a predicted model, not a curated record. Lineage: Eukaryota; Metazoa; Chordata; Actinopteri; Cypriniformes; Cyprinidae.